Molecule: messenger RNA, 2223 nt
Organism: Galeopterus variegatus (Sunda flying lemur)
Lineage: Eukaryota; Metazoa; Chordata; Mammalia; Dermoptera; Cynocephalidae
Gene: EDEM1
Product: ER degradation enhancer, mannosidase alpha-like 1
Exons: 13
Coding region: 22-1995 (657 amino acids)
Biological process (GO): mannose trimming involved in glycoprotein ERAD pathway; endoplasmic reticulum mannose trimming; carbohydrate metabolic process
Cellular component (GO): membrane; endoplasmic reticulum
Molecular function (GO): mannosyl-oligosaccharide 1,2-alpha-mannosidase activity; calcium ion binding
Source: RefSeq, a predicted model, not a curated record
GCCCGCGGCGUCCGCGCGACCAUGCAAUGGCGAGCGCUCGUCCUCGGGCUGCUGCUCCUCCGGCUGGGCCUCCACGGAGUAUUGUGGCUCGUCUUCGGGCUGGGGCCCAGCAUGGGCUUCUACCAGCGCUUUCCGCUGAGCUUCGGCUUCCGGCGCUUGAGGGGCCCCGACGGCCCCGCUUCGUCCGCCUCGGGGCCCGCGGACCAGCCCGGGGGACCGUUGGGGCCGACGUGGCUGCGGCCGCCGGUGGCCGGGGCGGCGGCCGGGGGGCGCGGGACUUCGCGGCCGCCCGGGACGGGCGUGUGUGGCCCGACCCACUGGGGCUACGCUCUGGGCGGCCGGGGCCGCGGCCCGGACGAGUACGAGAAGCGCUACAACGGCGCCUUCCCGCCGCAGCUGCGCGCCCAGAUGCGCGACCUGGCGCGGGGCAUGUUCGUCUUCGGCUACGACAACUACAUGGCGCACGCCUUUCCCCAGGACGAGCUCAAUCCCAUCCACUGCCGCGGCCGGGGGCCCGACCGCGGGGACCCUUCAAAUCUGAACAUCAAUGAUGUACUAGGGAACUAUUCAUUGACUCUUGUUGACGCGUUGGACACACUUGCAGUAAUGGGAAAUUCAUCCGAGUUCCAGAAAGCAGUCAAGUUAGUGAUCAACACAGUUUCAUUUGACAAAGAUUCCACUGUCCAAGUCUUUGAGGCCACGAUAAGGGUCCUGGGAAGCCUCCUUUCUGCCCAUAGAAUAAUAACUGACUCCAAGCAGCCCUUUGGUGACAUGACAAUUAAGGAUUACGAUAAUGAGUUGUUGCACAUGGCCCAUGACCUGGCUGUGCGGCUCCUCCCUGCCUUUGAAAACACCAAGACAGGGAUCCCAUAUCCUCGGGUGAAUCUAAAGACAGGAGUUCCGCCUGACAGCAAUAACGAGACGUGCACGGCAGGAGCUGGUUCCCUCCUGGUGGAAUUUGGGAUUCUGAGCCGACUGCUGGGGGAUUCCACGUUUGAAUGGGUGGCCAGACGAGCAGUUAAAGCCCUUUGGAGCCUCCGGAGCAAUGAUACAGGACUAUUAGGCAAUGUUGUGAACAUUCAGACGGGCCAUUGGGUUGGAAAACAGAGUGGCUUGGGCGCUGGGCUGGACUCCUUCUAUGAAUACCUCUUGAAAUCUUACAUUCUCUUUGGAGAAAAAGAAGACCUAGAAAUGUUUAAUGCUGCAUAUCAGAGUAUUCAGAACUACUUAAGAAGAGGGCGGGAAGCCUGUAAUGAAGGAGAAGGAGACCCCCCACUCUAUGUCAAUGUGAACAUGUUCAGCGGCCAGCUGAUGAACACCUGGAUUGACUCUCUUCAGGCCUUCUUCCCUGGACUGCAGGUUCUGAUAGGAGAUGUAGAAGAUGCCAUCUGCCUCCAUGCCUUUUACUAUGCCAUAUGGAAACGAUAUGGUGCCCUCCCCGAGAGGUAUAACUGGCAGCUACAGGCCCCUGAUGUUCUCUUCUACCCACUGAGACCGGAGUUAGUGGAAUCCACGUAUCUCCUCUAUCAGGCAACCAAGAAUCCCUUCUACCUCCAUGUAGGAAUGGAUAUUCUGCAGAGUCUGGAAAAGUACACAAAAGUCAAAUGUGGGUAUGCCACGCUGCACCACGUCAUUGACAAGUCCACAGAGGACCGGAUGGAGAGCUUCUUUCUUAGUGAGACCUGCAAAUACUUGUAUCUGCUAUUUGAUGAGGAGAAUCCAGUACACAAAUCUGGAACAAGAUACAUGUUUACAACAGAGGGACAUAUAGUAUCUGUGGAUGAACAUCUUCGGGAAUCACCCUGGAAGGAAUUCUUUUCUGAAGAGGGAAGGCAGGACCGAGAGGGAAAGUCUGUGCACAGGCCUAAAUCUCACGAGUUAAAAGUCAUCAACUCCAGCUCCAAUUGCAAUCGUGUUCCUGAUGAGAGGAGAUAUUUCCUGCCCUUAAAGAGCAUCUACAUGCGACAGAUUGACCAGAUGGUUGGUUUGAUUUGAUCUGUUCUCCUCUUUGUGACCUCAUCGAAAACCAGAUCUAAACAAUUCAACCCAGACCAUGCCAAAAUCCAGGCUGAGAUGGAAGGGGUUGGAAGUCUGGCCAUCCAUGAUGGUGUAGGGAUUUCUCUCCAGCUCCUCGCCCACAUCUGGUUAAUUUUUGCACAUUUCAGUGUUUCUCUUCUGUUCAAUAAAAUGCCCUGUUUUUCUUAAGGAUAUAAUUUGAAAUGA